Molecule: messenger RNA, 1080 nt
Organism: Colletotrichum destructivum
Lineage: Eukaryota; Fungi; Ascomycota; Sordariomycetes; Glomerellales; Glomerellaceae
Product: Putative GPI-GlcNAc transferase complex, PIG-H component domain-containing protein
Exons: 1
Coding region: 193-963 (256 amino acids)
Biological process (GO): GPI anchor biosynthetic process
Cellular component (GO): glycosylphosphatidylinositol-N-acetylglucosaminyltransferase (GPI-GnT) complex
Source: RefSeq, a predicted model, not a curated record
CUUCUGUCCUCGUCAACUUUGAAAUUGGAGCCGCAGCCGCGAUUGCGUCCUGCAAUCCUGGCGCAGCCUUUCGCCCACGCCCCAAUUGGCCCUUUUUGAGCUGAUGUUACUCAGCGCGCUUUCAAUGUGCACCAUAGCGGCCAUAUCGCACACCUCUCGCGACACCAUUGCGACACAAGCAUCUUCUCGCCCAUGAUGCUCACAACGGCUCCCCGCCUCCACGUCCGGCGCCCCUCGCCAACAACAGCCGAGUUCACAGUGACGACCCGCCCGCCGCCGACCCUCGCCGUCCGUCUCCUAUCGAGCCUCCUCCUCGUCCUACGCAUCCCCCUCUUCCUCUCCUCGAUCCUCCUCCUCCAGGCCGCCUGGUCGCAGUCACCCUACGCCGCGCCAUUCCUCUCGCCGUCGCCGACAAAAUCCCCCACCACGACGCCCGACAACCCCCCCACCGACGCCUUAUUCUUCUCAACCAUGACCUUCUGGCACGCCCUUCGUUUUAUCCACGCCUCCAUUCCGGGCCGCCUCGCCCACCGCAUUGUCGCCUCCCACGUGGUGCCGCUCCCCGUCCUCGUCCCGGGGUGCCUCCUCGCCACCUACGCGACGCUGCUGCGCACGCACGCCACCGAGAGCCUGCUGGUCCUGCGCGGUCUGGGCAUCCAGACAAGCUCCACGAGCGGGAGCUACCUGUCGGCCGCCGCGACGCGCUUCAUACCCACUGAGAAGAUCCAGGACGUCCUCGUUAACGAGGCCUUCCGCGGCUUCGAGGUGCGAUACUACCUCAUCGUCAUCGUCGAGGGCGAGGAGGACCUUGUCGUCGUCUUCCCCAGGCUGCUACCGCGGAAGAAGAUUGUCGAGACGGUCUGGAGGGGGGUCAGGGGGUGUCUCUGGGAGGCGGACGGGACCGCCGGCGGGGGUGGUGGGAAUACUAGGAAGAUGGACGAGAGAUGGCAGGGCGGCGUCUAGCCGGCCCGUCAGCCGUACCAUAGCAACCACAGCCCCUUUACGAAAUUCACGAUGUUUAAACUUUUUUGUUGUUGUUGUGCUUGGUCUCUUCAUUCCCAUCAUCACUUUCUACAACCU